Bubalus bubalis (water buffalo) is the source of this 1371-nucleotide messenger RNA. RefSeq names its product SWI5 dependent homologous recombination repair protein 1 (gene SFR1). The coding region runs from base 146 to 874 and encodes 242 amino acids. Gene Ontology annotation, cellular component: Swi5-Sfr1 complex. The record is from RefSeq and is a predicted model, not a curated record. The transcript is spliced from 4 exons. Lineage: Eukaryota; Metazoa; Chordata; Mammalia; Artiodactyla; Bovidae. Gene Ontology annotation, biological process: positive regulation of DNA-templated transcription; double-strand break repair via homologous recombination.
CGCGCGCAGUCCCGCCUCUCCGGGCGCUGGGCGAAGAGGAGCUGUGUGUCAAUCAAUCUGGCCAAUCGCGCGUCUCUUCCUCUUCCCGCGCGGCCCGGCCUCUGAGACGCCGCCGCGGCUAGCGCGCUGUCUGUGCUGUCUGGGGAUGGCUGAGGGAGAAGUAAAGCAAGAUUUCAAGAUGGAAAGUCCAUCAAACUCGGCUUUGAUGUUACCUAGCACUCCACAAGCUGGUGCCAAUCCACCAUCUCCCCAUUCAAGUAGUUCAAGAAGACAACCUAUGAGUGCAACCCUUAGAGAACGAUUAAAGAAAACCAGAUCUUCAUUUAAUUCCUGUUACAGUGUGGUAAAACGGCUUAAAGUAGAGAGUGAGGAAAAUGAUCAGACUUUUUCAGAGAAAUCACCUUCAACAGAAGAAAGCUGUUUGGAAUUUCACGAAAAUUUUAAACACAUAGAUAGUGAAUUUGAAGAAAGUACAUAUUUGAAAGAUACCUUCAAGAAUAUCAAUGUUUGUGAAUCUAAAUCACUUGAUACUGAGUCAUGCAGUGAUCUCCAAAAUGACUUUAUAAAUGAGAAUCUUGCCAAACAUGAACUAAACAAAGAAAAAGCAAAAUUGAUGAAGCAGAUUCAAGAGAAAGAAGACCUUCUUCGGAGGCUGAAGCUAGUCAAAAUGUAUAGAUCAAAGAAUGACCUGUCUCAGUUACAAUUGUUAAUAGAGAAGUGGAGAAGCUGUAGCCAGCAGUUGCUUUAUGAGUUGCAGUCAGCUAUGUCUGAGGAGAACAAGAAAUUAAGCCUUACUCAGCUGAUAGACCAUUAUGGGUUAGAUGAUAAAUUGCUACACUAUAACAGAAAUGAAGAAGAAUUUAUAGGUGUUUAAUUCAUAAUUUUUUUCUCCAGAAUAUCUUUGUGAAUGACAACUUAAUUAAAAGAUACUUAUACAUUUUAAAGGGAAGAUAUAAACCAUUAGGGCUUGGAGAAAGGUAUCCUGGUGAACCUGGAUCAAUUUAGGGCCUCUGUUAUAUAUAAACAAGGUUCAAAAAUGAAAAUUUAGUGUUUUGAAUAAAUUUCCCAAAGAAAACUUGCCAGUUAAAGGUGAAAAAAAAAUUUUUUUUAAUUAAAUCAUGUUAAGAUAAUUUAGAGAAUUGUGGAAGCGAGUUUUAAUACAUUAUUUUAUUUAUUGUGGUAAGAUGUUUUAUUUUAAAUGUUCACUAGUCCAUCUAGUGAACGUCUAAACGUAAACUUGUCUAAAAAUAAAUUCCUCCCGUAGGUUUAUGCCUCUGCCUUGUUUUCACCCAUUUAUUACAUGUUUAUCUGGAUGGUAUAGCAGGUAUUUAAACUCAUGUUCAAAAUUAUAUUAAUUUCUGUCUCUUCAAA